AUGCCUAGCAGGGACAGCCAGGCUUCAGCCUCGGCCCUGGUCAGCAGGAGAGACCAGGAGGGAUUCCAGGACAAGUUCUCGAUGUGCUUCUCUCAGCGAAAAGAAAAAUCAGUGAACACUCAAACUUACAAGUAUCGCACAGCUAGUUCUAUAAGCAAGCCAGGCUCAGCUCCCGUCACUCCUGUAUCUUUGUUUCUUCAGGCCCGCCAGCAGCCCCAUCUUCUGAAAGGGAAGAAGAAAUGGCUUUUGUGGGCCCUCAGCGGCUUCCUCUUCCUGUUCUCAGCGACCAUGACUGGCUGCUUCCUGUGGCAGUACUACCUCCCCAAGCUGCAGAACGGUUCCUUGAAGUCAGAGGUGCCCCCAGCCCAGGUGAGGAUGUGUCCCCGGCACCCUGAGCUUGUACCUCUUGCUCACCCGCUGCCAGUGCUGAAGGAGGCCUUGGAGAAGGUGGAUGGGAUUCUGCGCAAGGCGAUGUUGGCCCCGGGCCUGGCUGCCAUGUCUGCCCUUGUUAUCCAUAAUGACACUGUGCUCUGGACUGGGAACUUCGGGAGGAAAAAUGGCUCAGAUCCAAAUUCUGGAACCCCUAAUGAGCAUACUAUGUACCGAAUUGCCAGCAUCUCCAAGAUCUUCCCUGUCCUCAUGCUGUACCGUCUGUGGGAGGAGGGCAUCGUGGCCUCCCUGGACGACCCUCUGGAGCGAUAUGCCAGCACCUUCUCCAUCAACAACCCGUUGGGCACAGCCCAAGGCCCUGAAGCACAGGACCCAAUGGGGGAAUUUGAAGAGAUGGGCUCCCUCCCAAGCCCAUCCCCUGUCACUCUCCGGAGGAUGGCCAGUCAGUUGUCAGGACUUCCCCGAAGGCUCAGGGGCACUUCGCUGCUGUGGAAGGGCAGCACCCAGGAGGCUCUGAGCCUGCUCAAGGAUGACGUCCUGGUGGCUGACCCAGGAACCAGAUGCCACUACAGCACGCUGGCCUUCUCUCUCCUAGCCCAUGUGCUGGCUGCGCACAGGGCACAGGGAGACUAUGAGCGCUGGGUGUCUGAGCAGGUGCUGGAACCGCUGGGGAUGAGUGACACCGGCUUUGCCUUGACGGGAGCAGUGCGCGCACGCCUGGCUGCCGGUUUCUAUGGUAGUGGCAGGUCCGCGCCGUUGUACGACCUGGGCUGGUACCGGCCAUCGGGCCAAAUGUACUCGACAGCUGCCGACCUGGCCAGGCUUGCGGCUGCACUCAUGGGUGCAGGACCCCGACGGCUGCUACGACCUGAUAGCCUAGCCACACUACUGGCACCACUACGCGCCUGCACCCACGGCUACUUUGCUAGUGAAACCGGCACACCCUGGGAGUUCCACGAGAGGCUCGGAUAUCGCGUGGCGCGCAAGGAUGGCGACUUGGACGGCUAUGCCGCCAGCCUGGCGCUCGUGCCACCGCUACGCUUGGGAUUUGUGCUAUUACUGGCGGGACCUCGCCCACCCACGCAUGACCUGGUGGCUGACGCCCUGGACACGCUGCUGCCUGCCCUGGAGCGCGCACUGCGCGAUGCUGAGCUUGUCCCCGCGCCCCCGCCCCGCGCGCGCCCGUUCGCCGGCUUCUUCACCUUCGCCAACCGCACCUUCUACGAGGUGCGCGCCUCCGGGCCUCGCGGCGAGCUGCGCUUGCGCCAGUUUGGGCCGCGCGUGGAGGCGCUCGUGCCCGCCGCCUUCCGAUCGCUCGCUCUGCGCCACGUGCGCGGCCGCGUCUUCCAGUUGCACGUGGCGCGUGAGUUCCCGUGCGCGCUGCCGCUCGCAGACGCCUGGCUGUCUCUGGAGGCCCAGCACGGGCAGCUGGUGCGGUUCUACCCGCUGGAUCGCCACGGGCUGGCGCCAGGCUUCGACGUGCCGGGCCUCAACACCUACGGAGUGUUGCGCCUGCCACGCCGGCCGGUGUUCGGCUCCCAGUGA
This is a messenger RNA of Rattus rattus (black rat), 1935 nucleotides long. It is a transcript of the gene Lactbl1, whose product is annotated as lactamase beta like 1. The transcript is spliced from 7 exons. The record is from RefSeq and is a predicted model, not a curated record. The coding region runs from base 1 to 1935 and encodes 644 amino acids. Lineage: Eukaryota; Metazoa; Chordata; Mammalia; Rodentia; Muridae.